AUGUCACUCUCUCUCUCUCUCUCUCUCUCUCUCUCUCUCUGCUGGCUGCUGGCUGCUGGCCGCUGCUUCGUCUCUGCUUCGUCUUCGGUCUUCGUCGUCUGCGUCUUCAGCAACCAGGUAAGCCCACCGUCGAGUUCCGCCCCGGGCGACCUUGUCCGGCUUCGACGACGCCGGCUGCUUCUUCGUCUCCCUCUCGCGACUGGGACGGCCUGCCUGGACGAGUGUCUGUCCCUGCUGAACCGGUCACCAACUGGUGGGGGGUCCCCUUCGCCGGCGCUCGCAACCAAGGCUGGACUCGAACAGGUCGAACAAGACGGACGGCGUUCUAAGGCGAGAUCGAGGGAGUCGAGGAAGGUCGAGGAUGGUCGAGGGAAGGCCGUCUGGCUGUUCUUUGUGAGGAAGCGAAGUGCGAAGGCGAGGGCAGCAGGAGAGAGAAGCGCCCGACACAGCUCAAGCACCAAGACUGGACGUUGCUUCUCUUCUCUUCUCUUUUUCUUCUCUGUUUCUUCUCUUCUUUUUCUUCUUCUCUUCUUCUCUUCUUCUUCUUCUUCUUCUUCUUCUUCUUUUCUUCUCUUCAGCUUCUCUUCUUCUAUCAACUUUUUGUCUUCUUCCUCGCCAAGACCAGAAAAGGAAAAAAAGGCUCAACCGAACCCGUCGAAGGCUUCUGGAAGGGCCGAGGAUGUUUUGGUUUUACCAAAGAUACACGCAGAGACAGAGGUUUAUUACGGUAUCUUACAACAGCGUUACAAGUACAGGCGAGACUCACAGAAGAACUCGCUCUUAAAAGACUUUCAUAGAGGACGAGCAGAAGACGAGGACAGCAGCAGCAGCAGAAGACAAGGACGAGAGAGCAGAGAAGAGAAGGCGACGAGGAGGCCUGGCGAGCAUGAGAUGUCUGUCGCUGCCAGCAUGGACGCUUCCCUGUCUCGGCCUCGUAUUCCCCCUUCCCUGGGACCCCCGUUCUCGCAUCUCGGCCAGUCAAUGAGAUCUUGCGUGGCCUUCUGGAAGGGCAGAAGAAGACCGGGAGGCGACCAGGAAGCGACCAGGAAGAGGACUAGGAAGGCGGACCAGGAAGACGGACUAUGGAGACGAGGACGAGGACGAGGACGGCCAGCGCUUGCACUGCACCAACACGGCUCGACCAACCUGACUAACGACUUACUCACGGCCGCCAGCAGCCUGACUAGAGCAGACGGCGAACCCGAGUUGAUCACCGCGGAAGGCGUCCCUUAG
Messenger RNA from Trichophyton benhamiae CBS 112371, 1233 nucleotides. RefSeq lists its product as uncharacterized. The transcript has 2 exons. NCBI's taxonomy places the organism in Eukaryota, Fungi, Ascomycota, Eurotiomycetes, Onygenales, Arthrodermataceae. The record is from RefSeq and is a predicted model, not a curated record. Bases 1 to 1233 code for a protein of 410 amino acids.